AUGACAUCGUCGCAAAUCCCCAGCAAGAAAUAUUGAGCAAAUGGUUCAGCACGCGUUAGGAGACCGGCAUCCACCAGUCAAGACGGUUUCUCUGGGAUCGGCCAGAUGGAGAGGUACCAGCUGCACAAAAGGUGACCGGCUUUGUGCAGUUAUCCCUGUGGACGGACAUGUUCGCCAGGAACUGUGGACUGCAGGCACUUCGCAGCUGCAGUCGGACGACCAGAGCUUGCGUUCAUCGUGCCCCUGCAACGAAGCUCGUCUCCCGACGCUUUUCCUCGUCCUCGUCCUCGUCGGCGUUCAGCAAUGGCCCUGCUCCAACGGCGCAUCCUCUCGCAGGGAUUGCCACUCAGCUUGAUCAUGUCGCACCCCGUUUCGAGAUAGACCCGGACGAUAUUCAGAUUCUCGAUUCUCCAACCGCUUUCUACGAUACCCUGAAGGUAGAGACAUGAUGCACCUAUGGGAAGCGGCCAGCUAAGGUGUGCUGCAGGCCAAGAUAAAAGGAGCAAAACGACGGAUAUACCUAUCUACGUUGUACAUUGGCAAAACCGAACACGAGCUCAUCCAGACACUUGAUGAAGCAUUGGAGAACAACCCGGACCUUGAGGUCUCGAUCCUUACCGAUGCACUUCGAGGCACUCGAGAAGACCCUAAUCCGUCGUGUGCCACCCUCCUAGCACCGUUGAUUGUUCGAUUCGGUGAUCGGGUUCGGAUCUCCAUGUUCCACACUCCAAAUCUCAACGGGUGGAAGAAGAAGUACAUGCCCAAGCGGAUAAACGAAGGAUGGGGCUUGCAACACAUGAAACUCUACGGAUUUGACGAUGAAAUAAUGCUCUCAGGCGCCAAUUUAUCCGACGACUACUUCACCAACCGUCUUGACCGGUACCACAUUUUCUCUUCCAAAGAGCUCACAGAUUUCUACGGUGCUGUUCACGAAGCUGUCUGCGACCUGUCGUACCACCUCGUGCCCUCGGAGGCGCGACCCGGCGGCUUUGAGCUGCUUAGCCCCCAUGAACGAGGGUAUCCCGACCCGUUAUGGCAUACCAAAAGAUUCAAGGCAUAUGCCAAAGAGAUACUUGAACCAUUAAUCCACAAGAAAGCUAGACAGAAGAUGUUUCCAGUCGAAUUUACACAGCAAAAGACUUUCGUCUAUCCGCUGGCUCAGUUCGACGUCCUCCUUGGCGCGCCUAAGAAUAUGGCCCUGCUCGACUAUGAGUUUGCACAAUACACUUCUACAGAGAAGCCUGCAAUUACUAAACUGCUCACCAACCUUGCCGAGGACAAGCGACUGCACAAGUCAACGUGGAUAUUCACUGCUGGAUACUUCAAUAUCGACCCAGACAUCUGCCAACUUCUCAUAUCCGCCGCUCCAGAAAGCCCACGAGCACUUGAACCAGGCAUCAAAGCUUUCGAAAAGGCAUGCACGGUGAUUACCGCAUCGCCAUGGGCCAACGGUUUCUACGGCAGCCCCGGAGUGAGCGGUAUGCUACCAGCAGCUUAUACUCUCCUUUCUCGACGUUUCCUGCGUACCGUGCACGAUGCUGGUAAAGAAGACGUAAUUCAGCUGAAGGAGUGGAGAAAAGGUACGGUCGGUGAGCCUGGUGGGAUGACCUACCACGCCAAAGGGCUAUGGGUGACUCUACCGCCUCAAUUGGACACUGAGGGGCAGGCCAUCGAAGAACCGGGACCAAGCAUCACGGUGGUAGGGAGCAGCAACUACACGAAAAGAAGCUACAGUCUUGACCUGGAAAUUGGAGCGAUGAUUCUCACCGGCGACGAGGCGCUGAAACGAAGACUGAAAGAAGAGACGGAAAAUCUGCAAAAAGAUGCGGCAGUCGCAACACAGGACGAUCUCGCGAAGAUCGAUCGGAGGGUGGGCUUGAAGGUGCGACUGGCCCUUUGGCUAGUUGAGGCCUUGGGAGGCGCUUUAUGAGCGCUACUACUAUGGGGAGGAGCUCGUCGAAGAAGGCAAACGAGAGCAGUGCUUCUGAUCACCUGCGAACAGCUGACCAGUGCCGCCACAGGCUCCCGGAAUACCCUGAUAUCGGAAGAAACCUGAAGCAAUGACUAUACGCUGUUGCCAGGCACACGCCAACUAUACGAGACCAGUGCCUCUAACGCCCCAUUUUGACAAAACGAGAAGCCGACGAGCGCCAUAACUCUCCUCUCUUCGACACUUGCCCCUGCACGAGCGAAGCAUGCUGACCUGCAACCCUCUUCUCCUCUCACUCGCGCGACGAACUCUGGCUUUCCAUUACCUUGGAGACAGGAAACUCCUUCGGAAGAAGGGACUGGGUUAUUUCCCAUGUACAAUAAUUUUCCCUCCUCAAAGUAAGAGGCGGACCAUUGAGACGAGCAUAUGGGAUAGAAAGGAAACCCGAACUGAUAGAUUGGGUAGAGAGCUCAGAUGCAAACGGGCUAUGUAUACAGUAAAUACAUGUAUCACCAUCCGUAAUAUAUGAGGACCACUGCAAAGAGAAGGGGAUCCAGCAAAGAGAUUCGACCUCGCUCUGAAAAGGGUUUGACAGCGAUGAGAAUGGGCUACAUCAAGGACAUGGCUUACAACUCUGUCUAAAUAUCAGGGAGGUCCCUAAAAGGGUCAACAAAAGAUCGGGGAGGACAGGAGUCAAGCGCUGUGUCUUACACCUUAGCACGCCCGCCCCCUUUGGUCGCUGAAUAGGGACUCACCCAACCAACGACCCACAGGAUUUUCAGGAGUCCGCCGCAGGCUCAGGGUGGAAAGUGAACUUGUCGUGUCGCGACUUCGAGAGAGAGCCGGCAAGAGUGCAUUUCGAGUUCGUGCUCAGGGAGGAAUCCCUCACCGCAAUGACCGGAUGACCCACCACUCUCAGUCAUGUUGUGGUAAUUUCAAGCUGCUGGGCACGACGACCCGCUCCAGGAUGGCAAAAGGUAACGACGGCCGCAGUCUUCAUCCGGCGUCUAUGCGAAGAUUGACUGGGUCGCAGCCCUUU
Cladophialophora immunda is the source of this 2969-nucleotide messenger RNA. RefSeq lists its product as hypothetical. Gene Ontology annotation, biological process: cardiolipin biosynthetic process. The coding region runs from base 716 to 1930 and encodes 404 amino acids. Gene Ontology annotation, molecular function: CDP-diacylglycerol-glycerol-3-phosphate 3-phosphatidyltransferase activity. Lineage: Eukaryota; Fungi; Ascomycota; Eurotiomycetes; Chaetothyriales; Herpotrichiellaceae. The record is from RefSeq and is a predicted model, not a curated record. The transcript is spliced from 2 exons. Gene Ontology annotation, cellular component: mitochondrion.